Molecule: messenger RNA, 1686 nt
Organism: Lineus longissimus
Lineage: Eukaryota; Metazoa; Nemertea; Pilidiophora; Heteronemertea; Lineidae
Product: 3-hydroxyisobutyrate dehydrogenase, mitochondrial-like
Exons: 7
Coding region: 49-1044 (331 amino acids)
Biological process (GO): L-valine catabolic process
Cellular component (GO): mitochondrion
Molecular function (GO): NADP binding; 3-hydroxyisobutyrate dehydrogenase activity; NAD binding
Source: RefSeq, a predicted model, not a curated record
GACUGGGGGCGAAAAGGUCAGGGAGCGAAAAGACCGGAUACGAACAUUAUGAUGAGAGGCUCAAUGUUGCUUCGUUUAAAACCCUCUUUUCGUGCCUUCAAUGCCGGGAUUCGGUCGUUUUCAGUGUCGAGUCCAUCAAGGGCAGAGAAAGGAACUAUCGGCUUUGUGGGCCUUGGCAACAUGGGCCAUCACAUGGCACGCAACCUCAUCAACAGUGGCUACAAGGUGAUCGCGUUUGAUGUGAUGGAUGCACCGCUCAAUGCAGCAAAGAAUGCAGGAGCCCAGAUUUGCAGCUCCCCGGCAGAUGUAGCAAGUCAAGUUAAAAGGUGUGUGACCAUGUUGCCAUCCAGUCCGAAUGUGAUUGAAGUCUACACGGGGAAGGAGGGAUUAUUAAGCACAAGCCAGAGUGGUACAUUAUUCGUUGACAGCAGUACCAUUGACCCUUCAGUGUCCAAGGACCUAGCUUUGAAGUGUGCGGAGAAACAAGCUGAUUAUAUGGAUGCUCCUGUCUCCGGUGGAGUGAACGCAGCAAAAGAUGCUCUUCUUACUUUCAUGGUCGGAGGGAGCGAAUCUUUGUUUUCUGAUGCGCAGGCCAUACUGCAGCAGAUGGGCAAGAAUGUGGUGCAUUGUGGGGCGGUGGGGACAGGACAGGCGGCCAAGAUCUGUAAUAAUAUGUUACUGGCCAUAUCAAUGAUUGGUGUGUCAGAGGCCAUGAAUCUAGGAAUCAAAUUAGGACUGGACAAACACAUGCUUGCCAAGAUCAUUAAUAUGAGUUCAGGACAGUGUUGGUCGAGUGACAAAUACAACCCUUGCCCCGGCGUGAUGCCGACUGUGCCAUCAAGUAAUGAGUACAAGGGAGGAUUUGGAACUGCUCUUAUGACGAAGGAUCUGGGACUGGCCCAGAAUGCCUCAUCAGCGAUGAAAGCACCAACACCGCUCGGAUCCCUGGCUCAUCAAAUCUACCGCAUAUUGUGUCAGCAAGGUUAUAGUGAGAAGGACUUUGGUGUGGUAUUCAAGUUCCUACAGGAGCAGGAGAAUCGAUAAAGAAGUCACCAAUUUAGUGCCUCCUGUAUAUUGUCAAGCUGGUGGUGGGAGUAGUAUUGACCGCUAGGACUCAGCAUACAUCUAUUAUCGAGAUCACACCAAACCGGGCUGUUAUGCUGCAACAUUUGAAAAUGACACUUUUCAUUUUUGUGACCAAUUUUAUGAACUGAAUGUGUCUUGAUAUGAUCUGAUGUCGGUAAACUUUGUGAUUUAUGAAGACAAAUGAUAAACUAUGGACAUGUAGUUCUAUGUUGUCGGUGAACAAUUGGCUAUUGGUGUCAAUGUAAAUAACACGUUUUUGAUGUGUGAUUGCCUCAGUAUUAACUAAUACACAUUUCUUUGAAUUUCGUUUGCUACUUGCCUUUUGAACACUCCUCUGUCAAUGGAAUCUGCAUUCUAAAUCUGUAUUCUUAGAGUAACCGGCAUUGAAUUCACAAAUUCUUUUUAAAAUGUGUGCUGUGUUAAAUCAUGUAUUGUAUUAGACAAGGCAUCAUGUAUUGUCAAAGCGAAGUGGACUGUUUGGUUGUGUUCUCUCUGCUGCAUAGUCCUCAUUCUUACUAUGGACUCUUUUAGUGCAGUCAUGUUUCAUCAGACUGGCAAGGUUAUGUUUCCAUAUCAUUCAAUAAAUAUUUCAUUGAUGUC